Lactuca saligna is the source of this 477-nucleotide messenger RNA. NCBI's taxonomy places the organism in Eukaryota, Viridiplantae, Streptophyta, Magnoliopsida, Asterales, Asteraceae. The record is from the annotation of a GenBank genome assembly.
AUGAAUCCACAUGAUUGGAUCUGUUUGUUUCUGAUUUUGUCAAAGGAUGAACAAAACUAUGAGCCAAACACAACUCAUCUGAAGAGGUUGCUAGUUUGCUACAUCCAUGAUUUUGCAAAGAUGGAUGUGGAAAUCGCGUUUGUACUGAAAAACAAGUUGAUGCAUAAAAUUGAGGAGGAAUCGAAGGAUCUCAACAAGUUGAAGCUGGGAAAAAUCAAAAAGGAAAAUUUGAGCUUGGUAUACCAACAGAGAACUAAUCACACUGUUCAUAGGUGUAUGUUUUUCAUGCUGUACAACAACUUAUACUCAACUUCGGAUCUGACUUACAUCAUAGGAUUGAAUGAAACUGUUAAAACGAAUGAUGUUGUGGAUCAUAAAUGCUUUUCCGAAAUGAUCAAGUGGUAUAUUGCAGUCAGAAACACCCUUUUGAAUGUGAUGUCAAAACCUUUCACGGUUCAGAAGAGGCAACAACAAUGA